AUGGCUUUCAGGAGACCUAGUGCUUCCUGGCCCGCGGCCAGCUUCCACUGGCGCACCGCGGUGGGCAGCCCGCACGGCCAUCAAGGUCCUCCUGCCAGACGACUCUCACGACGUUCAGACGUGCCUCGACAACGCCUGGCCACGCUCUCGGACGCGCAUCACCCCCGGCGUACCUUCACAGAGCCCGUACCGCUCAGGGAACACGGCACAGAGCUCCUCGACAACGUCCUGGCUGCCGUGCAGAUCCAGGAUCCGUACCAGGCCUACCACGCCUUUUGCAAGUGGACAGACGCGCUCGGGGAUGCCAGCUCGCCCGCGCACCAGGCCGCCGUCCGGCAAGCCCAGGGGCUACCGGGACCCUCGCUGUCGGAGAUUCUGCGCACCCUGGACCCCUUGCUGCCCGUCACGCACGACACCGCCCACGGCCUCAACCUGACCAAGGGCCAGGCGCAGUUCUCCGACGCCGGCAAGCUGCUGGACCAGUUCGGCGUGCGCGUGCAGCACCGCCGUGUGCUGCGCGGCAUGCAGGUCCUCGCGGCGGCCCGCGGCGAAUCCCCCCACCACCGAAGCGGCCUCGCGGCGGCCGACUACGAGAUCCUCCUGCGGUGCGCCGGCGCGGCGUUGGACUACCAGGCCGCCAAGGACUUCUGGGCAGACAUGGCCCGCCGGGGCCGGCAGGACCUGCGCACCGUCAGGACGUGGACCGAGUUUGUCAAGGCGCGCAACCGCGAGCCGCUGCCGAUGGACCGGCUGAAGCGGCUGGACGACAUGAGGCUGAGCAUCAACGCCAUGAUGAGGGAGCCCUGGAACCGGCGGCCGGACGAGCCGGACGAGGACCUGCGCCGGCUGCUGCGGCGGCGGGGCGGCUACCGCGGCUACCGCGGCCACUGGAUCCGGGCGCUCUGCUACGGCCACGACCUGGACGAGGAGCUCCUGUGCGCCUCCCUCGUCGCCUUUGCCAGGUCCAGCUCCCUGCACGCCAUCAAGACGCUCGUCUUCAAGAAGCACUACGACAUCGACAUCGACGUGGGCUCGGCCCAGGUCUCGGGCGGGGCCGAGCUGCCGCCCGGGUCCGCCGUCCGCCCCACCGGCCGGCUGCUCCGCGCCAUCGUCGAGGCCUUUGGCUGCAUGUCCCACGUGCGGCUGGGUAUGAAGCUGCUCGACUUUGUGUCGCGGCGGUACGCCGUGCCCAUCCCCCCCGAGACGUGGUCCAACCUGCUCAGCUGGACGUACCUGUGCGCGUCCAAGCCCUUCCGGUCCAUGAGGCGCAUCCACGGCGACUUCCCCUCCACCGCCGUCACCGCGGCCGACGUCCGCCUCGUCUGGAGCGCCAUGACCUCGGAGCCGCACCGCGUCGCCCCCACCUUCCACGACUACGACGCCUACAUCAAAUGCCUGCUCGUGCAGCGAACCCUCGGCGGCGCCCUCCACAUCAUCAGGCAGCACAUACUGCCCCUUUACGCCCGCGUCCUCGGCGACUACCACGCCGCCCUCCUCGACGAGCUCGUCCAAAACGACAGCGGCAACGGCAACGGCAACGGCAACGGCAACGGCAACAGCAACGGCAACAACAACAACGACGACGACGACCUCGCCCGGGCGGCCACCACCCGCCGGCGCCUCCAGGCAGAGGUGCGCAAGGACUACGUGCACAACCGCAUCGCCAGCUGGCUCGACCGCCUCGUCAAGACCGCCUCGGCCAACCGGUUCCACCGCGACGGCGCCGUCAUGCGCACCCUCAUCCCCAACCUCCUCGUCGAGUUUGGCGACUUCUUCCCCCCGCAGGUCCGCUACCGCACGUCCCAGGGCCGCGUGCGGCUGGACCGCCCGGACGCCGCCCGCCGCUGCGACUGGGAGCGCCGCCUGCGCCGCACGCUGCCGCAGAAAAAGGCCGGCAUACACGCCCGCGACGCCGAGGGCUCCGACCAGCCGGGCUUUGCGUACCCGCGCGUGCCGACCCUGACGAUCCUCGAGUGGCAGCGCAGACCGAGGCGGCGGAUGGCGAGGGUCGGCCGCGUGCCCCGGGAUCCGGAGCGCCUGGAGGCGUGGCGGGCCAAGCUGGAGGAGGAGCUUGCGCUGUAG
Molecule: messenger RNA, 2082 nt
Organism: Ustilaginoidea virens
Lineage: Eukaryota; Fungi; Ascomycota; Sordariomycetes; Hypocreales; Clavicipitaceae
Exons: 2
Coding region: 1-2082 (693 amino acids)
Source: RefSeq, a predicted model, not a curated record